Onthophagus taurus is the source of this 1503-nucleotide messenger RNA. Its product is annotated as band 4.1-like protein 3. Gene Ontology annotation, cellular component: plasma membrane; cytoskeleton. Gene Ontology annotation, biological process: actomyosin structure organization. NCBI's taxonomy places the organism in Eukaryota, Metazoa, Arthropoda, Insecta, Coleoptera, Scarabaeidae. The record is from RefSeq and is a predicted model, not a curated record. Gene Ontology annotation, molecular function: cytoskeletal protein binding.
CUACACAAGAAGAAAUUCCAACGUAAAUAGUUUCACUGUGUGCAGCUUGCGUCCAAUUGCUGCUUCUCUGUGUCUCUUUAAAUUCAGUUUAAAAACUUAAUUUUUUCUUCGUUUCACCACACGCGUGGUGACUCAGUGUGUUCUUAAAUAAACACCCACACGAUUCAUAUUGUGUGUGAUAAAACCAUUUUAUAAUUUAAUUUUGAUGUCUUCUUGAAAUUAACCGCGUCUAGAUCGAUUUUGUGUGUGGUAAAGUUGAGUUUACGGUUUGUUUACUCUCGAGGUAACCUUGUAAAUAAAUUCCAUAGCGAAUAAAAAAUAAAUAAAUAAAAAACGCGUGUUAAUGUAGUGUUUUAAUCAAUCUUUAUGAUAAAAUUAAUGAAAUGAAAAUGGUUGAAAGAAAAACUUUUUCAUCGGAAUCCGAUAAUGCUCAGUUAUUAAAGAAAUCUCGAGAUUCUGAAAAUGUUGUUGUUAAAGUUGCGAUGUUAGAUGGGACAACUUUAGAACUUGGAAUAAGUAAAAAAUCGAAAGGUCAAGAACUUUUAAACACCGUUUGCGAACUCGCAAACAUUUUAGAAAAAGAAUAUUUUGGUUUGAUUUACACGAAAAAACGUAGUUCGAGAAAUUGGUUGGAUAUGGAAGAGAAAAUAGAGAGACACAUCAAAUUUGAACCUUGGUUAAUUCAUUUUGAAGUUAAAUUUUACCCACCAGAUCCAUCUCAACUCCAAGAAGACAUCACAAGAUAUCAAUUGUGCCUUCAAAUAAGAAAUGACAUCCUCAACAAUAAAUUACCAUGUUCUUUGGUGACUUUAGCGUUGUUAGGAUCUUAUUUGGUUCAAUCUGAAUUGGGCGAUUUUAAUUCAGAGACGAUGCAAGAUGAUUAUUUGAGUAGUUUUAAAUUUGGAUUCGAUCAAAACGAGGAAUUGGAAAGUAAAAUUAUGGAGUUACAUAAAUUACAUAAAGGCGAAACUCCUGCUCAAGCUGAAUUAAACUUUUUAGAAAACGCUAAAAAGUUACCAAUGUACGGAAUUGAUUUUCAUUCGGCUAAAGAUAGUGACGGUUUUGAAAUUCGAAUAGGUGUACAUUCUUCCGGUUUGGUUAUUUUCAAAAAUCAAUUGAGGAUGAAUAAAUUUGUUUGGCCAAAAAUUGUAAAAAUCAGUUUUAAGGAGCAUAAUUUUUACAUAAAACUGAGGAUUGAUCAAUUCGAUGAGUUUCAAUCGACCGUUUGUUUUAAACUGGAAAGUUAUCGGGAUGCGGAGAAAUUAUGGAAAAGUGCGGUGGAACAUCACUCGUUUUUUAGAUUGAUGUCGCCAAGAGACAAAGAAAAAAGGAUUUUACCUCGAUUGGGGUCUAAAUUUCGGUAUUCGGGUAGGACUCUUUAUCAAACGAGACAAGAAAAAAUUGAACGUCCAGCACCAAAGUUUGAAAGAUCUUUAACGUGUCCGGCAGAUUGUAAAGUAAAAGAUUUAAGUUAAAGUAAGAUGUUGACUUCGAUACUACGUG